AUGACAACUAAAACGGCCAGCGAUGACAAACCAAAUUCAGUAUACAAUAGGCCGGUUGUUAUUAAUAUUUGUAACGGUAUGACCAAUAUUCCAGUUACACAUAAUAUUAGCAACGAUUCAAUUAAUCAAUUAAAAAACAGAUCCUAUGAUAUAAUUGUUGACAUUGGUUGCGGUGACGGUAGUCUAACCAAAUUGUUGGCCAAUCAAUUAGCGCAUAACCAGCUCAUUGGUAUCGAUUGCGUAACCGAUAUGAUAAGCUAUGCCCGCAAACAUAAUAGCCUAAUGAUUGACGAUAAACACGACAACAACAACCGUAUCAUUGAAUAUGUCGUACAAGAUAUGAGUGUCGAUUGGCCAGCGAUGUGUCCCCGGAUCAGACAAUUGGAGUCUAGGGUUGAUCUGAUUUUUUCAAACUAUGCCCUACAAUAUAUACCGGAUAAGCAAAAAUUGAUGCAAAUAUUUGAUAGACUACUGGCCACUGGCGCUAUCAAUUAA
This is a messenger RNA of Oppia nitens, 495 nucleotides long. Its product is annotated as trans-aconitate 2-methyltransferase-like. The coding region runs from base 1 to 495 and encodes 164 amino acids. The record is from RefSeq and is a predicted model, not a curated record. NCBI's taxonomy places the organism in Eukaryota, Metazoa, Arthropoda, Arachnida, Sarcoptiformes, Oppiidae. The transcript has 4 exons.